AUGCAGGAUGAAGAGCCACAUGAGGCUCCGGAGCCGCGGGUUGCCUACCCCUGGCCUAGUUGUUGAGGCAGGGCUGCUGUCAGGAAUCAUGGACCUGAUAUUAAUAGGCCUGGUCACACUCUGAUCUGAUGAAUCCUGUCUCUAAUCCACCCUUUAGUGAAGCCCCCACCCUUCAUUACAAUCCAGGCUCCCACUUUCAACUGAACUCCUGACAGUACUCCUGCCUGCCUCCCUCCCCUUGAUGGUAGCCUUGGGUUCAAAGGACAAAUAUUUCUGGAAGCAUGGCCAUCUGAACUUGGAUUACUACAGCAUAGCAGGAACAACUCAUUAUCCUCACAACCUGGACAGAAAUUAAAAAGAAUAGGUAUUCUACAACAAUAUUGUCUAGACUUUUCUUAAAGCUUAAAUAUAUUUUAAAGAGAUAGUGCUAGAACCUGGUAACACAACAAUUACAUUGUCAAUCAUUAACAAUCCUUCCAAAUGGCAGAGGUGAUUCAACUCAGAAAAUCUGUGGAAUGUUUCAGGACAGGAGAGGUAACAGAAGAGAGAAAACAUGAGCGUGUACAAAUUCUGCAUUCUCCUGCUUUGCCAUUGGUUUUGCUUUGCACAAGAGAAUGGCUGUGACCUGCCGGUUGUGGAAAACGGAAAAAUAGCACAGUACUACUAUGUUUUCAAGAAGUUUUAUUUUCCAAUGAAAGAAGGGAAGAAGCUUUCUCUGUCUUGUGCAGCUGGAUACUCCACUCAGUCUGGAAAGCAAGAGGAACAAAUCACUUGCAAAGGAGUAGCUUGGGAACCUGCCUCCUUGUGUUUCAAGAAGUGUAUCAAACCCUCCCUGAAUCAUGGGAAUGUGCAUAACCCCAAAGACUCAUAUAAGUUCCUGGAAAGAGCUCAUUAUAGUUGUUUAGAAGGAUACGUCACUGUAAGUGGAAACCAAACUGAGGAAGUUCAGUGUUUAGCAAAUGGAUGGUCUUCUCAGCCAGAAUGUCAUCAAAUAUCUGAUGGUUGUGAAGCUCCUCGUCUGUAUAAUGGACACUACACCACCACAAAGAGAGCUUUCCAUGUAAAAGAAAUACUGCAGUACCAAUGUGAUGAAGGCUAUGGAACUCCAAGUGGCAGGACUGCAGAUGAGACUGAAUGCCUCCUCAGAGGAUGGUCCUCGGUGCCACAAUGCACAAAACAAAGCUGUAAAGAGUUGCAGCCUGUGCAAAAUGGUGGCUUUUAUCCUGUGAAAGCAAUGUAUGUGGAUAGAGAUGUGGUCCAAUUCUUCUGCACAGAAGGCUAUAUACUGAGAGACUCCGAACUAAUACAGUGCUAUUCCUUUGGGUGGUACCCUGAACCCCCUUCCUGUGAAGAGAAAAGCAAUAAGUGCCCUCCUCCACCCAGACCUGCACACAUUAUCCUGCUCACAGACCCAGCUGUACAUCGCAAUGGGGACAGUGCUCGUUAUGAGUGUGACUAUAAUUACAUGUUAAUUGGUUCUGAGGAGAUCUACUGUGAGAAUGGUCGUUGGACAGCUCCCCCUAGUUGUGUUGAACUGAAAGAAAAACUAAAAUGUGCCCCACCGCCUUAUGUAGAGAAUGGAGAGGUGAUGCUGCAAGCAGAGGUUUACUAUAGUGGUGACAGGGUUAACUUCCAGUGUGCAGAAGGGUAUGAAAUUCAGGGAUCAAGUGAAAUUAUCUGCAAAAUGGGCAAAUGGCCAGAACCUCCUAAAUGCAAAGCGAAGAGUGACUUCUGUCAGAUUCCUCCACCACUCACAAAUGGAGAGCUUAUUGACCUUCCUUCUCUUAGCUACAAAAAUAGUGAAUCAGUGGAAUACAGGUGUAAAAGCUAUCACCUUAUGGAGGGACCUAAGACUGUUAACUGCACACAUGGGAAAUGGACUGAACUACCAACAUGUUUAGAACCAUGCACCGUGAGCGUUGAUCUGAUGAGACAAAGGAAUCUUGAGCUUAAAUGGAGUUUUGAGAUGGAUACCUACUUCCUGCAUGGGGAUAUGAUUGAGUUUGUAUGUAAAGAUGACUUGGAUAUGUCAGAGCAUCCUGAAGGACUAAAGGGAAUGUGUCAAAGGGGAAAUAUUCGAUAUCCAACUUGCAGCAGAAAAGAUAAACUGAACGCCUGUGGUCCACCUCCUCUUGUUAAAAAUGGCAGAGUGCUUGCACCUCAGGAGAACUAUGAGUCAGGUUCUUCGGCUGUGUAUAUGUGCUCAGAGCAUCACUUCUUGAAUGGUUCCAACACUGUUCAAUGCUCAGAUGGAGACUGGGACCAUCCGCCAACUUGUAUAGAGCCGUGUGUCUUAUCCAAAGAAGAGAUGGAGAGAAACCAGAUACGUUUAAGAUGGAGUUUUGAUAACAAGGAUUACUUUUACCAUGGAGAGUAUAUUGAGUUCUUAUGCAUAGAUGGGCACGAGAACACCAGUCCUACCAUCAUGUUUUCCCUUAGAGCUCAGUGCAGCGACGGACAGAUUAAAUAUCCAAAAUGUGUGCUGAGAGCCAGGUAGCCUUUAAAUAGUACUGUGCUCACUGGUGUUUAAUUCUACACAUUUAGGGGCAUAUUUAUCAAGGGUCGAAUUUCGAGGUGAUGGGAGUUUUUUUAAACUCCCAUCACCUAAA
Messenger RNA from Xenopus laevis (African clawed frog), 2609 nucleotides. RefSeq names its product coagulation factor 13, B polypeptide like L homeolog (gene f13bl.L). The record is from RefSeq and is a predicted model, not a curated record. The transcript is spliced from 11 exons. NCBI's taxonomy places the organism in Eukaryota, Metazoa, Chordata, Amphibia, Anura, Pipidae. Bases 554 to 2497 code for a protein of 647 amino acids.